This is a messenger RNA of Hyla sarda, 4254 nucleotides long. It is a transcript of the gene TLCD2, whose product is annotated as TLC domain containing 2. The coding region runs from base 558 to 1286 and encodes 242 amino acids. Gene Ontology annotation, biological process: plasma membrane organization; phospholipid homeostasis; membrane assembly. The record is from RefSeq and is a predicted model, not a curated record. Gene Ontology annotation, cellular component: plasma membrane. NCBI's taxonomy places the organism in Eukaryota, Metazoa, Chordata, Amphibia, Anura, Hylidae. The transcript is spliced from 4 exons.
UAUAAGUGACCCGCACACCCCUACUAUGUGUGACAUGUAAGUGCCCCACUAGUGACAGUGUACAUUACACUACAGUCCGCUCUCCACAUGACGGUUCCAUCCUUCCCUUCCCCUAUAGCCUUACUAAAUACACGUGGCGGGAUUGGCGCGGGGCGCGUCACGUGACAGCAUUGUAUAACUGUGCCUUUGGUUACACAAGCUGUUGCUCGUUAUCUUUAUUGUCCCCGGAGCCGAGGUGAUAACGUGACCUGGACACAUCCUACACACAACUGUGUCACCGGGGGACAAGUGUGUGUCACCUCCACAGGGGCGCUCCCAGAGCUGGGUGGGGAUAGGGGGGCACUUCUCCAUGGAGAUGCAGUAGGAGGGGGGAGGGCGGGCUGACCAAUCCCAGAGCGCGGACCGGGUUGUUUGCUGUUUCUUCUGUCAAAGAAAAAGUUACACAAGGUUCGAAAAACAGAACGCGGUGACCGCGAGAGAUCGGAGCGCCCGGCCGUCAUACACAUCUGUAGCGCAACAUCCCGCUCCGGUCCGCGCCCAUCACCGCCGCUCUGCCCAUGGAGAUCAUGGAUCCCGGGGUUCUGGUCACCGGAGCCUCCUUCCUCUGCUUCCGCCUGUUGAAUGGGAGGCUGGAGACCCUGAUCCCCGCACCCAGCUCUGCCCUCCGGAACCCCUGGAAAUGGAGGAACAUCUGGACAUCGUUCGUGCACAGCCUGCUGACCGGGAGCUGGGCACUGCUGGGGUUCUACCUGCAUCCUGAGAUGGCAGAAGACCUGAUCGCCACCCACUCCCGCUUCUCACAUUGCCUUAUUGCGGUCUCUAUAGGUUAUUUUAUCCAUGAUUUUGUGGAUAUGCUGCAGAAUCAGAAAGUGCAUCACUCCUGGGAACUGCUAUUCCAUCACACUGUGGUUAUCACUUGCUUUGGAAUAUCGAUGCUCCUCCAUCGCUAUGUGGGAUUUGCAGUGGUGGCCCUGCUAGUGGAAAUUAACUCCAUCUUCCUGCAUUUGAGGCAAAUCCUUCUCAUGGCCAACCUAGCUAAAACCACGGUGUAUCGGCUGAACAGCUUACUGAACCUGGGGACGUACGUCAUCUUCCGUAUCAGCACCUUGGCUUGGAUGACCAGGUGGUUGGUCUUAAACAGAGAGAACAUUCCUCUGCCCACCUAUACCAUUGGCAGUGUUGGAAUGGCAAUAAUGACUGUGAUGAAUAUAGUGCUUUUCUAUCGCCUCUUGAGAAGUGAUUUCCUUAACUCUGCUCGUGAAAAGCCAUGUGAAAAGGAGAAAUAGCAACAUAAGAUUUAGAGAGGCAUUUGUACUGUAAGAUCUAAGCUGCCUUUGACAUCCACAAAAAUCCAGUACUGGAGAAUAACCUUUUCUGAAUCUAUCAGAUGACACAACUGCUGCUCUACUGAGAAGACCAAAAAAUGUUUUAGGUGCUUCGUACAUUUACUGACAUCCUGGUCUAAAAUGAAGUUACUUUGUAAACCUUUUAGCUACAGGGAUUAUCUGUUCUCUGGUUCCAAACCACUAAUAUCUCAUGCACUUAGGUAUACGCUCUAGCUAGAAAGACCAGACAGCCUUAUUUUUGCAGGAUCCUCAUAAAAAAUGUAUGCAAUGGCUGGGAAACAUGACUUAUCAAUACCCAUUUUGUAUACAUAUUUAAAUAGUAGGGAAUUCAGAUUUCAGACGAUGAGGAUCAUUUUUCCUUAAUGGAACCAUGAUGUGUAGAACAGUCAGUCGUAUAUGCUGAACAAAGCAGCACUGGUAAAUGUAUUCUUAAAGGGAAUCUGUCACCCUAUAUCGUGCUCAGAGCUAGAGUGUCAAGAAGGUGUGAUGCCAAGUGUGUAUACCCCUCUUUUACCUGCCUUGACUGAUUGACAGGGCUCCAUGCUGUAACAGUCAAGGGAGGAAGGAGAGGUGCAUGCUGCAGCUCGGCACUGUCUCCUUGACACUUGCCCUCUGAGCAAGAUAUAUAGCUGACAGAUUCAUUCAGGAGAAGAAUCCUAGAUCUAAGCAAAUAUCUGAUCAUGUAACCUAAAGUUGUUAUUCAGUGAUUUAAAAAAAGAAAAGAAAAUCAAGGUCAAAGUAGGCAAAAAAAGUUUAAAAAAAAAAAAAUCCCUGGUCCUUUACAGUUGCUGUUCUGAUGGUGCCUGGUCCCUGCUGCUCGCCAUUUCUUGGUAGUGUCUAAACAUAAGAAAGUGUCAACUACUUUUUAUGUGUCAGAGACAUUUCAACAUUUUUGACCAGUGAGAGUCUGGAUCCUGAGACCCCCCCCCCCCCCCCCCCCCCCCCACACACACUGAUCAUUAGAAUGGCUGAGUGCUUCUCUCCCUAUAUCUUUUCUUGCUGCAGAAGACGGGGGGAGAUUUAUCAAAACCUGUGUAGUUGCCCAGUCAGAUUGCUUCUUUUAUUUUUCCGAGGCGUUUAUAAAAAUGAAAUAAGCAAUCAGAUUGCUUAUGGGCAACUGUGCCAAUCUUCUCAACAAAUUUUUAUAAAUUUCCCCCCAUAUUUAUAGUAAGUCUAUGGAGUGUAUCUCCUGCAGCACAGAGAGACACCAGAAGAGAAGCAUUCAGCUGAGCGCUUUCCCCGCUCAUUCUAGCUAUUGGUGCAUUGCCUUUGCACCCAGACCCUGACCUAUUAACAUUUUAGACAUUUCAAACUUUUUUUUUUUUUCUUUCUUUUUAAAGUCUUCAAAAAUAUCCAGGCAACUUUUUAAGAGUUUUUUCUUACCUUGAAAAGUAAUGGCAUAUUCCUGGACCUGGGAUAUUACACAACCCCUUCACUGUUUUUGCAUUGUGGCUCUAAUUGAGUGAUUUGCAGUUCCCUGCACAGUGUAAAGGGAAACAUUCCUUAUGGGAUACAGAGCUACACCAGUGCUGCUUCUCCUUCAUUCCCAAAUAUGGUGGGGUCCCCAGAGUUUCUAAACUAACUUGGAUUAUAUUUCCUAACUACUCCUAACACCCCUCCUGCCUUUAAAAAAAAUUACGAGCUCUAAAACGUUCUGUAUCACAGUUCCCUUUGCUCACAUUGUGUUAGCUCCCGUCAGGAAAAAGUGAGCGUUCCCAAGCAGGUGCAACAGUGAGAGCUGUGCCCCACCAUGCACCGCACGCACUUCCUGAGUUUGGACUUCUGCAAGUCCAGUUGGAGACCAAAUUACCUGAUUGACUUGUGCAUGGAACAGAACAGAGCCAACUAGUGGACGUUUUUCAAUUACUUUAAAAACAUAUAAAGGUUGAGAAUUUUAGCAACAAGUAGAUAGUAAAAUGUCUUAUAAUAACAUGAGGAACAAUAUAUUAAAAGUUUAGUUUGGUGACAGGUACUCUUUAAAACCUUCACCAAUCCUAAUCUAGCAAUGUGCCAUCACUUUAUGAAAUAAAAUAAAAACUUUAAAGUGUACCUGACGUUAACAAAAACUUUUGAUAUAAUGUAAAUAAUACUAUAAUAUGUAUAUUUAUAACAUACAUUGGUUUAAAAAUUGUGUAUUUUUGGGUGAAAAAAAUGAUGUCCCUGCAGCUAUUGCAUGUGUUUCUCUGUGAGGAGACCAAAUAUAGGAAGUGAGGGUAGGACAAGCAGGGCUCUGUGCAGGCUGCUGGAUUGUUCAUCAUCCUGCUUUGUGAACAGGGAGCAUGUCGCAGAGUUUCCCUGCACAGAGCCCUGCUUGUCCUCAGUGUGCGGAGCCCCGCUUGUCCUCAGUGUGCGGAGCCCCGCUUGUCCUCAGUGUACAGAGCCCCGCUUGUCCUCAGUGUACAGAGCCCUGCUUGUCCUCAGUGUACAGAGCCCUGCUUGUCCUCCGUGUACAGAGCCCUGCUUGUCCUCCGUGUACAGAGCCCUGCUUGUCCUCCGUGUACAGAGCCCUGCUUGUCCACCCACACUUCCUAUAUUUGGACUCCUCACAGAAACACACAUACAAUAGCUGUAGGGGGCAAAUAUACAUAUAAUGGUAUUAUCUACAUUAUAUAAAAAGUUUUUGUUAACAGCUACACUUCAAUGAAGAUCAAGUGAUAUAUGUUUACAGUAUAUACUUUGGAGAAAAAAGUGUCUCAUAAAUGUCCAUAGCUAACAUAUUAGCAUUAUUGUAAAAAUUUGAAAAAAUGGUCUAUUUUAUAUUUCCAGAAAUGGCGCCACUCUUGUCUAUGGGUUGUGUUUCAAAUUGCAACCCAGCCCUAUUCAUGUGAAGUACUAAACACAGUCCCUGGAGAAAUGAGUUAUGAGUUACUUCCCCCCCCCCCCCCCCCAUCCUGCUUAGGGUAAAGUU